Molecule: messenger RNA, 1884 nt
Organism: Pecten maximus
Lineage: Eukaryota; Metazoa; Mollusca; Bivalvia; Pectinida; Pectinidae
Product: F-box/LRR-repeat protein 12-like
Exons: 3
Coding region: 1-951 (316 amino acids)
Biological process (GO): positive regulation of protein ubiquitination; SCF-dependent proteasomal ubiquitin-dependent protein catabolic process
Cellular component (GO): SCF ubiquitin ligase complex
Molecular function (GO): protein binding
Source: RefSeq, a predicted model, not a curated record
AUGACGGAUGUCUUAGAUGUAAACAUCAGGCAUUUACCUGAAAAUAUUUUACUAGAAAUACUUUCAUAUCUCUCUGUCAAGGAUUUGUGUCGAGCAGGAAGUGUAUGCAGGGCAUGGCGUCGUGUGGUGAGGGACAAUACACUGUGGAGGCAUGUAGACCUCCUUCCUUACCGCCUUAAUCUACAGAAGAUGUGGAAGGUCAUUCGCGCUCACUUCUCCGAAUGUCUCCUCACGAUGAAAGUCUGCGGGUUUGCGGAAUCAGGUGGACCUAAACAAAAGAAGCCAUCUCUAUCUGAUGCGAUGUUAAGAGAUCUCGGAGAGAGAUGUCCAAACAUCCGUGACCUUCACCUUCAUAAAUGUAACACUGAUAACAUCUCCGCCAGCAACCUUCCCAGCUCUCUCACUCGACUGGUUAUCCAUGGUUGCUCAUGGCAACCACGGUGGCUGAAGGGAAAAGAAAAGAUAUUGCAGAAUGUUGUGGAUUUGGACCUUUCCUGUUGCUGUAGGGUGGACAGUUUUGAUAUGCAGGAUAUUGGAAAAUGGAAAGGGUUGAAGACAUUGAAGUUGAAUGGACUUUAUAGAUUGAAUGAGAAGGGAAUCAUGCAUAUAGCGACAAACCUACCACUUCUUGAAAGACUGGAGCUUAGUUAUACGCAAUGUACAGAACUCGCAGUUCAUCACAUAUCACGGCAUCUCAAAAAUCUUCGUCACCUGAAUAUGGCAAACUGUAGUCUACUAAAUGAUUCUGCUGUGGUGACCUUGUCGUCGGGCCUUCACAAGCUGGAGUACCUAGAUCUCAAAUCUAACAGCAGACUCACCAUUUCAGGUUUGUCCUCACUCAAGGCUUGUAAACGGUUGGGCGUGUUGGUGUUUGACUUCAAAGAUGACACUGAAAUACAGCUUUUACAAUCAGAGUUGCCAAGUUGUACAAUGAUCAAUGGUGAUGUUUGAAAGAAUUUUUAUUUUAAAUGUCGGGGGGAAAAUAGACACUAAACACUCAAAAUUUUCAAGAACAAUGCAUACCUGUCUAUAAUAACCUUUAAGUACCAUCAGUAGAUGAUUAAUACUGAAACUCAAAAGUCUUGGAAGAUUAACGGUUAACUGUUUUAACUCUUUUUGAACUGGGUCACUAUAUAAUCUGGGAAAAACACUUAAUGAAAUAAUGCUUUCUAUGGUAAAACAUGAAAUUAAAGAGUUCAAAGUUUUACUUUACCUGUAUAACUUUUGUAGAAAAUGAUGGCAUUCUAUAUUUAUACAUAUAAUAUGAAUAGAUAUAUUUAUAUAGAGAUACAAUUUUUAUGUCCAUCCUUACAUAUUAAGGGGGGAUAACUCAUUCUUAUUUGGUGUUGUAAUCUGUUAUUUUUGAGCCAUGGGAUUGUGUAAGUCUCUGACAUGAUUCAUUUAUUGCAAAAUCAUAUAAGAUUCAAGGGUUCAAGAUUUUGUUUGAAAAGGGAUUUGCAAAAUCAAGGUUUUAUACCUUAAAAGACUUUUUAUGGAAAUGGUCUAAAAAAAUUUAACCUAGCUACAUCUUCCAAAAUUUGGAUAUUUGUUCGCUAUUGUUUAAUUUUAACUAUAUUUGUUAGGUGAUAUUAAUUUAAGGAACAAGAAGUGCUAUGCAAGUAGAUGUAAAAGGGAGAUUCCACAUCAAAAUUGAAGGAGGAUUUAUGCCUAAUGUGUAAUAAGGAUGACAGAUAUUUUAUCAACUGUUACAUCAUUGGAUUAGAUCGAUUACAAUUAUUCAUGUCUCUCCCAUUGGUGAUUGAUGUGGUGUACAGCUCUGUGUAUUUAAGUAUAAGCUGUAUAUAAUUUACUCUAUAAAGAAUUGUUAGGACAGUAGGUCCUCCCCUACCCUAGACCUAGUUAUUGACUAAUGUUAGGACAGUA